This is a messenger RNA of Hippocampus comes (tiger tail seahorse), 391 nucleotides long. Its product is annotated as fatty acid-binding protein, brain-like. Gene Ontology annotation, molecular function: lipid binding. The annotation marks the transcript as partial. The record is from RefSeq and is a predicted model, not a curated record. The transcript is spliced from 2 exons. Lineage: Eukaryota; Metazoa; Chordata; Actinopteri; Syngnathiformes; Syngnathidae.
ACACUAGGAGUGGAUGCUAUCACAAGAAAAGUGGGCAUUGCGACCAAACCCACAGUGGUGAUCAGCAAGGAUGGGGACAAAGUGGUGGUGGAGACUCUGAGCACCUUCCGCAACACCAAACUCAGUGCCAAACUGGGAGAGGAGUUUGAUGAAACGACGCCGGACGACCGAAAAGUCAAAUCCACCUUCACCGUGGAAAACGGCAAAUUUGUGCAAGUGCAAAAAUGGGACGGCAAAGAGACCACGUUUGUCCGAGAGAUCAAGGAUGGGAAGAUGGUGAUGGUGAGAUGACGUCAUAAAUACUGCCUUGCCUUGACUUGUGAGUUUCAUUUAUUCUGUGACCACACCACGCUCUUAACUCAAAAUGGUUGUCUCUCAAAUCAUCUUCCCC